AUGUCAGACACACAUGUUGACCAUGACACCCACGGUGACCCCGCCACCUCCUCUGAUCCCCUCAACGCGGCACAGGCCCUUUCAACCUUCCCACUCACCGGAACAACCGAUCAGACCAAGAACACGGGCGACACUGAUGGUGUCGCGGGAAAAGCAGACAUCAUCAACAGUGGAACAGACAGAGUGACAUUGCACUCAGUCUGUGGUUUUGAGGUUUUUUUGAGCGACCACGUCUUUGACACCCGCCAACUCUGGAACUUGUCCUUGCCGCUCGUCAACUGGCCGGAACUCCUACCCAAAGAUUGUAACGCCAUCAUGCUUGCUGUAAUAAGAGGCGAUGGGUCAUCUUUGGUCUUUACCAGCAGACCGGCCCACAUUCAGAUGACCAAUGAAGUUGUACAUUCAUCAGACUUCCGUGUGACAGUGAAAGCGACUCUCUCAGACAGUGGCCGUCAGGUGUCAAUUGGAGUGCGCAGAUUCAAUACCCAUGAGGUUAACUUUGGCACUUACUUAGGGGUCGCCAAGAGCUACCUUCAUGUGGCUACCAAUUUGAAUCGGUUUUGA
Molecule: messenger RNA, 564 nt
Organism: Melampsora larici-populina 98AG31
Lineage: Eukaryota; Fungi; Basidiomycota; Pucciniomycetes; Pucciniales; Melampsoraceae
Exons: 2
Coding region: 1-564 (187 amino acids)
Source: RefSeq, a predicted model, not a curated record